Molecule: messenger RNA, 744 nt
Organism: Cynoglossus semilaevis (tongue sole)
Lineage: Eukaryota; Metazoa; Chordata; Actinopteri; Pleuronectiformes; Cynoglossidae
Gene: tmem14ca
Product: transmembrane protein 14Ca
Exons: 5
Coding region: 180-602 (140 amino acids)
Biological process (GO): regulation of heme biosynthetic process
Cellular component (GO): mitochondrial membrane
Source: RefSeq, a predicted model, not a curated record
AUUCCUUCAAUAAGUCUAUCUUGUAUUCUCAUAAAAUGUGUCUCAAGUUCAUGCAUGUUGCGCCCUAACGGAAUCGCUUAUCUCUUAAAGCAGACAGGGGCAAAUGUUUGUAUGUGGCGCCAGAAUGUAACCGUUUUUGCAGUCCAACCUGUCAGUGGUAACUUUUGUCGGAGUCUGCAAUGAUUACUUGCUUUCUAUUGACUCAGUUUCUCCUGUCUAAUACCUCUGUUUGGCUGCACUUCGAUAGCCCUUUAGAUUUUUUCACUUGUGCGUCUAACAUGUCUGUGGACUGGGCUGGUUAUGGAUAUGCAGCACUUGUCGCAUCUGGUGGAGUCAUUGGUUACGUGAAAGCAGGCAGUGUUCCAUCUUUGGCUGCUGGGCUUCUUUUUGGAAGUCUUGCAGGCUUUGGUGCCUAUCAGACAUCCAACGAUCCCAAUAAUGUUUGGGUGUCCCUUGCUACUUCAGGAGCUUUGGCUGGUCUCAUGGGUAAGAGGUUCUACGGAUCCAGAAAAUUUAUGCCGGCAGGGUUGAUGGCUGGAGCAAGUCUUCUCAUGGUGGCCAAGCUCAGUGUGGCUUUACUCCAGAAACCUCAGGAGUCUUGAUAUUGUGAAGAUUCAGAAAUGUAUCCUUACGUAUGAGCAGCAUUUUGUCAUUUAAUGUGAUUUCUUUUUUCUUUUCUUUUUUGAAAGUAUGAUGAGAUAUAGUACUUUGUGUAUAUAACAGAAUAAAAAAAAUCAAACAAUA